Molecule: messenger RNA, 2154 nt
Organism: Physcomitrium patens
Lineage: Eukaryota; Viridiplantae; Streptophyta; Bryopsida; Funariales; Funariaceae
Source: RefSeq, a predicted model, not a curated record
CUAAAAGAUACAAUGGAAAUAUUUUUUAAAAUUUUAUUUCAAGUUCAAUUUUGACUUUGCAACCCUUUGUCCCUCUUCCUUUAGCCCCUUGGCCUCUUCCCUUUCUCUCAACUUUGAGCUCCCAAUUUGUGUGGACAAGCAUGGGCAGGCACAUUAAAACAAAAAUAGAGUUGUCCAAGAUCUAUUAAUGAAUUUUUUAAAUUACUAAGAUUCUAGUCUGGGAGACAUCUAAUGCUAGCCCAGAAUAAGCACAUCUAUGAUCCAAAAUUCACCCAUGCACCACAACAAUUUCACCAAUCAGUAACAUUCAAUGGUCAGUCGCACAGUUAACAGCCAAAACUCUAUUGGCUGCUGCAGGUCUAGAUUGGAUCAGCAUGACAUGCAUUUAUUUGUGAUGAGACCUUGCCUUGUAUAGUUGUUGCUUCACUGUAUAUUAGUUGAAAUCAAAGAAUAAAACCCUAUUAAAUGAUGCCUUGGAUGUGUGCAAUCUGUGUGGAUACAUUUAGGUAGCAGUUGUUCUAUCAGAGGACUUCAGUUAAGUGGACAAUAUACUGAUAUUCCACCCAUUGUGCUCCAGAGCAGGCUAGUGUUGCAUCAGGCAACAGUAUUGCUGGAGAAGCCAUUGACCUUAUCAGUAGACAUUUGUGGAGGCAUGUUCCCACGAUUGGACCCUCUGAAUCAUUUGAAGAAAUACAGAGGAGGCUUUGAUGUCACCAACAUGCACUACUGGAGUUCUCUUGCCUACACAGGAAUCUGGGGCUACAUAAUUGCUGCUUCUUGCCUCAUAUUUGGAGUUGGGUCAGUCAUAUGGCAGCACUACAACUGGCGUUAUGAGUUGAAGAAAACCACUUUCAAUCCUUCUUUGGAUAAGCUUCACAGUGUAUCUGUGUACUGCAUGAUACAAUUCAGCAUACUCCUUUUAGGAGCCAGUGGUGUAAUAUUGUGGGAAAAUGAUAAGCUUGUCCAUGAGCUAAAGAAAACUGGAGGGAUCUUGGUUAGCACUGUGGACCAAGUCACUUUGCAAGUUGAUGGAGCUAUUAACAUGAUUCCCUUAUCCAACAUCAGUCCCAUGGCAAAUCAGGAUAUGGCAAAGAGUACCCUCUCUGCCUGUAAUAACCUUGGUGACACAUUCAGAAAUCUUACACAAAAUGUUAAAUCACACAUGUCUCAUGCCUACAAAAUUUUUGACAUUGUAAAUAUAGUUGUGUCUAUGGUUGCGUCUCUGAUGAUUUUGAUGGUGAUAAUUGGCAUUGGCAGUAUUUUUCAAUGCUGGCAUACAUUUCUAUCAUUUAUGUGUUUUGGUGCAGUUUUUACCUUGGUUGCAUCAUGGAUGAUUGCUGGAAUUGGUUUUGCUGUUGCCAUAUUAGUAGUGGAUGGAUGCCAAGCCAUGCAAUCAUACAACAAGAGUCCCCUCAGCUCAAGCAUUACACAUCUGCUGCCCUGUCUGACGCCACAGAGAGCCACAGAGGUUUUGAGUGGUGUGAAGAAGGCAAUAAAGACAGUCAUCCACGGCUCUAAUUCAUGGGUGGACGUGCUCAAUAUGCAGGAGAGGAAGCUGGUGGAGAGGCACAGGCUGUCUCACCCCACCAUUGUGCCACACAUCUGUGACCCUUAUGGUCCAGAGCCAGAGUUUAUCCCUAUGGAGUGCAGUCCUGCUGAAGGAUCCUUUGUGCAAUUUGUUGAGGAUUAUAAAAAAUAUUGUUGCCUUUCAGAUGAUAUAAAUGAUUGUUUCAAAAAAUCUACACCAAUUCCAAAAUUUGCUUUCUUAGAUGCAACACGAGCAAUGAAUGCAACAAAAAAUGUAUAUAUGAUUUUACCAACCAUUUUUCAUAUCAUUACUUGUGAUUUUAUGAAAUUGAUGUUUGAAGAAAUUAUAAAGCAGCAUUGUAUGCCAUUAAAAAAAUGUCUCACAAUGCUUUGGGUUUCAUUUGUUUCUGCUUCUCUGUUGUUGAUGCUGUUGCUAUUUUGCAUCAUAUACAUUAAGUACAAAUUAUUCAAUACACCCAAUUUGAUCUCUGAUGUGGGAAAUAGUAAAAAUAAGAUAACAUUAUCUUUUUGUAAACCUGAUGUGUAGGAGACUUAAAGUUCAUGGAAUUGUUGUAACUUAUAGAAAUAUAAUUAUUAAAAAAUAUGAUGGAAGUAUUACAAAAUGAA